Messenger RNA from Clupea harengus (Atlantic herring), 4453 nucleotides. RefSeq lists its product as uncharacterized. Lineage: Eukaryota; Metazoa; Chordata; Actinopteri; Clupeiformes; Clupeidae. Gene Ontology annotation, molecular function: actin filament binding. Gene Ontology annotation, cellular component: filopodium; myelin sheath; neuronal cell body. Gene Ontology annotation, biological process: regulation of cell shape; actin filament organization; regulation of cell projection organization. The record is from RefSeq and is a predicted model, not a curated record.
GUGCUGACGUGCCUUAUCUGCGUUGAUACUUCUGCUUAAACAGGCCACAGAGAUGUCAUCAGUAGAAGGCUUCUAAAAAAACAACAGUCACAGGCUGGACUAUCAAACAGGAAGUGAUUCUGCUAAUUCUCCAUCCGCGCUUCGUUAGCUUAGCUCAACAUCACGCCUACACAGCUACUGAAGAAAAACAGCCAGAAUGUGGUUAGGCUUGCUAACCAAACUGGUGCUAUGAAACACCAAUCUGAAUCGUUAUUUGGUGUAGGCCUACGUGGUACGGGGAAUUCAGUGGAGUGUCUGAAGAGUUAAUAAUAUAGUGUGUGACACCAGUGACCUAGAAGACAAUUUUUUUAUUUGGAUGUAUGACUUCUGAUUUGAAACACUAGUGAUGUGAUCACUUUGAUCAUCAUCGUCCAAUAUCAGGUUCAGCUAGGGGAAAUCUUACAAUUUUGUGAAAGAACCAGGAGGAACAGGUCGGGCUUUUUAAACGUAAACAACAACAUUCUGCUGAAGAGGGUAUUCCUUUUUGAAGAACUAAAACUAAAAAUGGUUCAGCUCAGUACCUUAUUUGUUUACAUUGUUUUUUCUUUUGUUUACACCUUAUUUUCUAUUACACAGACUUUUUGGCACCAUAUUGUGGUUAGCACAGUAUUAUGUUGGUGGCAGAUGGCCUUCCUCAGACUCAUGGGAGUACUUGGGACUUCCUGAAAGUCUCUUCUUGUAGCAGGCUAAUGUCUGCCAUUUUGUUUAGCGUGCACCCUGAUAACUGAUCAGACAGGACUUUCAGUGCUGAUGAAUCCUACACAGGGUAAACACGGAUACAUGGACAGAUUACUCUUUAAAUAAUUAUUGUAAAUCGUUAAUAGUAAACAAUGCUGUGACUGUGGAUGUGGCUAUGAACUGAAUGAGUCAUAGAAUGAGCCUGCUUCAUGAAGAAGGCAUGAAGUAACUGUGAAAUUACAUAACUGGGUAUAUAACAAGGUUUUCUCAGGUUGACAUAUGGUCUUUAUGUUAAGUUACCAUGUGAAAACGAUUUUCUGAAGCCAAUGGAGAACCGUGGUCUCAGUUCUCUCCUGCUUUCUGACGUGCUGUUUGGGCCAACCAGACUGCCCUUUAGAAUGCUAAUUCCAACACGGCACCCUGAGGUUAGGUAGACCCACAUACUUGGUCAGGCAUUGCAGCUUAAAGCAUUAAACACAAUCAGCUCUUUUUGCCCUCGUCAGGAACAGGGUAGUCAUGAAAAAUAAGCUCAAUGUUAAUCCAUUAAAAAACAAAACGUGAUGGAGCUGGCAGUCUUUAGGGGCUUUCAGUGGAUUCUGUUUUCGUAUUGGACGGCCCUCUACGUGUAAGUAACAGCAGCAGAGGUUUUAAUUGGACAGCUGAGUGGACAGAUUAGCUUAAAAGCAACACUCUGACCACACAGACCACAAGUUGAAGUUGAAGUCUGAGGUUCUAGGUUCUAGCCUGGAGGGGUGGGGAGCAGAAAAAGGUAGCAGGAAAGACGGCAUCAACUUGUUCACAGAGAGUGCCUCGUUGUCAGAGGUUGUUAUGGAGUACCUGUGGAGUCGCACGGAGAAGUUGGAAGGGACAGACAACGGAGGGUCCACCAUUUCUUCUUGUGUCGAGCAGCUCAUAGGAGGUAUUAGUGACAUCUUGAGCCUGGAGAAUAUUCUAGAAGCAACAGCGUCUAUUUUGGACGAUGACGAGGACGAGAAUGACCUCGAGGAUGAGUUGGUACUCCAGUGUGGUGGCAGGAAACCCUGCUCUGUGGACGGAGAUGGAGACCAGUGUCAAACUGACUUUCAAACUGAGGAAAAACCUUCAGCAAAUGAUCAGCCUGAGAUCUCAGAAAACACAGAGUCUAUGUCUGAACAAAAAAACACCACUGAUGAUGUGACUGUUAAAGACGACCAGAACCUGAAACCUUCAGAUGACACGAUUGCUGCGCACCAACUCAGCACAACUCAGGAAGAAUAUGAAGGGGUUAGAAACGACAGUGGAGAAGUUAGAAAUGACAGCUCUCCCCAAACACCAUCACUGUGUACAGUCACUGCCCCCACCUUGGACAACACAGAGAAAGGUAAUGAUGACCUUAUCUUAGCAGACAGAGAGGAUGGACCUGCCUCAGAGUUAGUCUUGUUGGACAAGGAAGUCCCAGCAACAUACGUAGAGGUCAGCAGAGUACAGUCAGAGGCAGCAACCCCUGAAACAGUCCUGGAUCAUAUCAGUGAUUUGCCUCAAGAAAACAUCCUCCAUGAUACCGCCAGCCCAGACUCAACUCAGCAAGAGAUGGCUGAUCAGAGCCUGGACUUAAGCAUGUUGCAGCCUGAGUUAGAUGAACUGAGCACAGAAACGUCCCCAUUAGCUGGUGUAGAAGACGUGGAGACGAGUCCAAUGACUUUCAGUACAGACAGCCCCGACACAGAACCUGAGGGCGAAUCUGAGAAGCCUCAGACUGGGGAUUUAGAUGUGUCACCCGAGCCCCAAAUGAUAGAAACUAUUCUGGAUGAAGAUGCCAGCAGCAGUGACUUACAGACAAAUGCGAUGAGCAGCGGUGACUUACAGACAAAUGCGAUGAGCAGCAGUGACUUACAGACAAAUGCGAUGAGCAGCGGUGACUUACAGACAAAUGCGAUGAGCAGCAGUGACUUACAGACAAAUGCGAUGAGCAGCAGUGACUUACAGACAAAUGCGAUGAGCAGCAGUGACUUACAGACAAAUGCGAUGAGCAGCGGUGACUUACAGACAAAUGCGAUGAGCAGCAGUGACUUACAGACAAAUGCGAUGAUCCAGAGUGUGUCUGACUCAGCGCAUACAGAAACUAAUGCCCAACCAGCCCCCAGCUCCCUCCCAGCUAGCCAGCCCCCCACACAGGACCACAGCCAGGACCAGCAUGACAACCCUCCUUCUGUGCCAGAGGGGGGGACAGCUCCCCCAACCCUGGAGUGGGGAGACGGGGAGGCUGGGUCACCUGAGGACAGUAGGGGGGGGACACCAGGCGGGGAGCAGCCAGUCUUCACAGAGUCAGAAUCCCUAACCCCGGAGCCUCCAGCACAGGCGCCCUCCGCAUCACACACCCCAGAGCCUCCAGCACAGGCUCCCUCCGCAUCACACACCCCGGAGCCUCCAGCACAGGCGCCAUCCGCAUCACACACCCCGGAGCCUCCAGCACAGGCGCCCUCCGCAUCACACACCCCGGAGCCUCCAGCACAGGCGCACCCCGCUCAGUCCCAGGACCAGCAGUCGAGUGACCAGCCUCCUGCUCCUCUGCCUCUUGCUCCAGAGCCAGACGCGUUCCCUCCAGCCAGCUUGCAUGACAAGCCUGAGAGCCCCCCCUCAGGUCUCACAGCACCAGACUUUGCCGCCGUGGGCCAGGAAGUGACAUCAAUGGAGCAGACGGGUGAGGAGGCCUCAUCGGCAGAUGAACCCAGCAGAGGUGCACUGCAGGUGAAUAGAGAGGAGGAGCCAAGCCAGCUGCCCAUCGCUAAGCAACAUGACAAACCUGCGCAAGAGGAGGGAAAGAACGACCAAAAGGAAGUGGAGCUGGAGUUCGAGGAGAAAGUAGACGAUGAUGAGAGUGGCGAAGACACACAGCGAGAAAAUGGAGCCCGCAGCUCCCGGUCGCUCGAGGAGACGGCUUCCGCUGACAACCAAGCAGCCCGUAUAAAGUACAACACAGUGUGUUACAGAAAGAUCAAGAGAGGGAACACCAAACAGAGGAUUGAUGAGUUUGAGUGCCUGAUGAAUAUCUAGGUCAGAGGGAGAGGGAGGUGAGAGUGACUUGGUUAGGGAUAGAGCAGGACUUAUUCUUUUCUGUGUGGAACCAUUCGGCAGAACAUUCAUCUUUGGGCACAGCAGUGGUGUACGUGUAAAAUGUCCUUAUUGACGCACAAGCUCAUGAACCCAAACACAAAACAAAUAAUUUACAAUAACACUGAACAUGUUAUCAUUUGCUUUAUUUAUUUACUUUUUCCCCUACCUUUAUAAACUUACCCCAAACUUUAAACCUUCCUUUGUCAUGGCAGAGUGUUUCAGACAUCUUCAGUCAGUUAGAUAUCAGGAUAAAUUGUAUAUCAUGAGAUUAUAUUGCAAUUCACGACACUAGCAAAACCAGUAGUUUAGGUUAUUGAAACUGGUGACAUUACUGUCUAGGGUUGAAAUGAAUGUUGUGUAUGCUCUGAAAUGUAUAUAUUUUAGAUCUAUUUACUAUUUACUGUAAACACCAUUUGGACAUAGUAUGGAACCUACAUUUGACCCCGUAGGCUUUUGUUUUGUUACCUUAUACCGUGUGGCUAUAUUGUUUCAUAUUCACUUUGGUGUUUUGCUACAUUUGAUUUUGGGUGUUUGUACCCAUUUUGACUUUGAAAUGUGUACUAAAGGUACUCACUGAGUGCCACGCAAGAAAUAACAACUGUGAUGCACAUGUUUUGCUUUACAAUAAAAAAUGGUUAAAUCA